Pseudomassariella vexata is the source of this 1725-nucleotide messenger RNA. Its product is annotated as transcription factor TamA. Lineage: Eukaryota; Fungi; Ascomycota; Sordariomycetes; Amphisphaeriales; Pseudomassariaceae. Gene Ontology annotation, biological process: DNA-templated transcription. Gene Ontology annotation, cellular component: nucleus. The transcript has 2 exons. Gene Ontology annotation, molecular function: zinc ion binding; DNA binding. The record is from RefSeq and is a predicted model, not a curated record. The coding region runs from base 1 to 1725 and encodes 574 amino acids.
AUGGCCAACUUUGGUGGUCCUACUUUGCUCAAGCGCACUCUUGGCCUUCAAGAUGACAGAUACAGUCAAUAUAUUGGUCCCACGACCGACUUUGAACCUUCCCUGAUCAAUCUUUCCCCCUUCGACCCCCAGGAUGAGAGUCUUCUCGCUCGAGGGACUCUCCGGAAAGUCAGUGAUGAUGACACCUUUUUGAUGCUGCCCGACUAUGCCACCCCAGGAUAUGAACACCAAUUGGAGGACGUCGAAGCGAUUGAAAGACUCGUGGCGCCCAACGGUCGCAAACUGAUCGACCUAUAUUUUCAAGUCGUUCACCCUAGCUUUCCCAUUAUCCAGCGGAAUGUCUUCUAUGAACAGUAUGAGCGAGAUUAUCGGGAGUUCUCACCGGCGCUUCUGGCGGCCGUCUACAUCCUCGCAAUCAACUGGUGGGAUCAGUCCGAGGAGCUCUCCAAUCUCCCACGCCCAGAUGUCAAAGAAAUAGAGAGGAUCAUGCGCUCGGCUCUUACCGGCGCCUCGUGGCGACCGAAGCUCUCCACGGUUCAAGCCGGUCUUUUACUCUCGCAGAAGCCCGAAGGAGAUCAGUGGGCACCAACAGCGCAGUUGGUGGCAACUGCGCAAGAACUUGGUCUGCAUCUUGACUGUACCCAUUGGAAGAUACCACCGUGGGAGAAGGGCCUGAGAAAGAGACUUGCCUGGGCGUUGUACAUGCAGGAUAAGUGGGGAGCCCUCGUUCACGGCCGACCAUCUCACAUAUUUACGACGAAUUGGGUCGUACAGCCUUUGACCCCGAACGACUUUCCCGAAUUGGAGUGCGAUGAAAAUGACACGGAAGAGAAGCUGGAGAUUGAACGAGGCCGGACGCUGUUCACGCAGAUGGUGUACCUGUCUCAAGUCCUUUCAGAGAUUCUGGACACCUUCUACACGCUACAGGCCAUGCAGAACGUUGCCAACGCGGGGCCUCAGGGUACCCAUCUGGUGCUAUCGCUCGCGAAGCCGAUACAGUUGAAGUUGAAGGAGUGGUACGCCGCGAUUCCGGCAAAUAUCCGUAUGGACUCGUCAUUUCAGACGAACAACGUAUCAUCCACGCGACUUUCCAGCAUCGGUUACCUUCAUUUGGCGUACUUCGCGACUGAAAUCACGUUGCACCGCCGUAUCAUCCGUUCUCUGGCUGCCGACUCCCAAGCUGUGGAUGCUUAUGUUCAGCAUAUCUGUCGGAGUGCUGCGAAGGCUCGUCUCAUAUCCGCCAUGGACUUUGUCAACCGUCUGACACAUCAGCAUCUCCGAGCGUUUUGGUUCUUUGCCUCAAAAACCAACUUUGCGCUGAUUGGCACAUUUGGUUCCUUGCUGUGGGCCACUUCCCCGGGCCGAGAGGAGGCAGAUUGGUAUCGUCGUAGGCUGGGAGAGUACCGCUGGACUCUUAGCGUGAGCAGCAAGCCUGGAGAACGUAAGGGUUUGGCCGAGUUCGCAAUGGGAAUGCUAGAUAUCUCGACGGGACUUCUCAAGAAACUCCCUGAGAAACCAGAGCUUUCUCGCAGCGGAAGUACCGCCGAAAUGGACCUUGGCCGAAGACACAGCCUACUCUCGAUGGGACUCGGUGGCGGCCCAAUGGAGUUUCAGAGUAUGGGCAGUGCUGAUGUCAGUGGUGGCCAAAGCCCCGAGAGUUAUGACAGCAGCGAGGAGAUGUACGACAAUUUUGCGCCGACGGGCGGUAUUGCAUCGCGCAGUUAG